GUGGCCGGGCGCGCGCGGGCGGGGCGGCGACGUUCGUCAUUCUGUGCGGGAGGGAGCGCGAGAGCGGCGCGGACGGUCCUCCGAACUGUUCCGGGCUCUUCUGAGGCAGGGUCCGGAAGGAGGGUCCUGAGACUAUCGCAUGGCUGCAGCGGUUCCCAAAUUCUAGGUCGCAGACCCUCACAAUUGGGAGAUAAGGUGUCCUAGACCCAGCUAGCGGUGAGUAUGGCUGAGCAGGAGCCCACGGCUGAGCAGCUGGCGCAGAUCGCGGCCGAGAACGAGGAGGAUGAGCACUCAGUCAACUACAAGCCCCCGGCACAGAAAAGCAUCCAGGAGAUCCAGGAGCUGGACAAGGACGACGAGAGUCUGCGCAAGUACAAAGAGGCCCUGCUGGGCCGUGUGGCCGUGUCCGCUGACCCCAAUGUCCCCAAUGUUGUGGUGACCCGACUGACCCUGGUGUGUAGUACUGCCCCGGGCCCCCUGGAGCUGGACCUGACAGGUGAUCUGGAGAGCUUCAAGAAGCAGUCCUUUGUGCUGAAGGAGGGUGUGGAAUACCGGAUAAAAAUUUCCUUCCGGGUGAACCGAGAGAUUGUGUCCGGCAUGAAGUAUAUCCAGCACACAUACAGGAAAGGCGUUAAGAUUGACAAGACUGACUACAUGGUGGGGAGCUAUGGGCCCCGGGCAGAGGAGUAUGAGUUCCUGACCCCCAUGGAGGAGGCGCCCAAGGGCAUGCUGGCUCGAGGCAGCUACAACAUCAAGUCCCGCUUCACAGACGACGACAGGACUGACCACCUGUCCUGGGAGUGGAACCUCACCAUCAAGAAGGAGUGGAAGGACUGAGCCGUGGCCGGGAGGCGGGCAGGGCAGGCGGACGGAAGGACGGAUGUGCCCCCCCCCCCCCACCCCUCCCGACCCCAGACCAAAGUGCUGACAGGGCCCACCCACGCUGCCGCCACUCCCCUGGUCUGCCUCCUGGCCAGCCAGUCCCUCCUCCACCCUUCAGCCCGCUGGCCCCAGCCUCCUUGGUGGUCUAGUGUUGUUGCUGCUUCCGCCUGUGCUGUGGGGAGGGAGGCCUCCACCUCCCCUUCUGUGUCCCUUGAGGUUCCCCCACUGUCCUAACCCGAUCUGAUGCCCUGGCAAGGGAGUCGGGCAUUGCAGAGGGGCUCAGGGUGCUCAGGUGCCCUGGGCCUUCUCUGUUGCCCUGACUCCUGUCCUGUCGCCCCCUCCUGGUGGGGGUGGGGUGUACCACGUGGGGCCUCAUUGGGCCGGUCGUCCUCCAGCUUUCACUUCUCCCCGGUCAGUCCAUCCAUCGCUGUCAGUAACCGUCUAACCAUGAUGCCUUAACAUGUGGAACGUGUGCUGUUGGGGGCGUCACUAAUCUCUAACCCCGUGUCUGCAUGAGCAUGUGGUCUCCCCCGGUCCCUACCCCGUCUGUGAUCCCCAUGGCCCGGGAAGGCGUGGGGGACGUGUUGCUGCCAGUGCUCCCGGGACUGCCUGGGCCUGGCCCGUCCCCCUCCCCCCAGCCAGGGCUGCGGGGACGGCUCCGGGGGCUUGGGAAAGCCAAAUUGCCAAAACUUGAGCGGCCUCCAUUCCCACCUGGGAGGCUGGGUGUCCUCAUGCCUCUGCCUUCUCUGUCCCAGUGGGCAGUGCCUAGAGUCCAUGGCCCCAAGAGAGCCCUCGGCAGACAAAGCCGGUGGCCGAGCCUUACUUGCCCCACCUGGGCCUGCCGGCCUGGAGUCGUGUGCCUGGCCUGUCAGUAUUUAUUGUCUCCAUAUGUGCCGUCCUCUGGGCCCACUGGCCUGCCGCCUCUGCCCCCGGGCUCGGUGCCACCAUCCCCAGCAGGCCCUCCCUGGGCCCAGCCAGGACAUCCGUGGGACCAAGCUUGCACAGCUGGAGCCGUCCCCUGUGGCCCCCACCCCCACCCCGCCCUGCCCCUCCCCGGUCAGGCCUGGGCCUAGAACGCACAAGAGCCUGUCCUUGCUUCUCCUUUUCUGACCGGGAAAUAAACUGCCCCCUAAGGA
Hippopotamus amphibius kiboko is the source of this 2018-nucleotide messenger RNA. RefSeq names its product Rho GDP dissociation inhibitor alpha (gene ARHGDIA). Gene Ontology annotation, cellular component: cytosol; membrane; cytoplasm. Lineage: Eukaryota; Metazoa; Chordata; Mammalia; Artiodactyla; Hippopotamidae. The record is from RefSeq and is a predicted model, not a curated record. The coding region runs from base 223 to 837 and encodes 204 amino acids. The transcript has 7 exons. Gene Ontology annotation, biological process: Rho protein signal transduction. Gene Ontology annotation, molecular function: protein binding; Rho GDP-dissociation inhibitor activity.